UAAACCCCGGUCCGCGGUCUAGUUAGCGCAAGGGGACGUCGCUUAAUCUCUCCACGGGCUGCUGCUGCUACUGCCGUCGUUGCCAAGCGACCAGCGCUUACGGUGCUUCCGAUUCCGAACGUGGUCCUCGUCACGGUGUGGUAAUACGAGUCGGAACGAAAUUGCGCGUGUUGUUUUACCAGCUUCGCAAUCUAAUCCCGUUCUAAAUAUUUCGAUCAUACUAAAAAAAAAGGUGUGCUCCGACUAAGUCCACCAGCUGACCCGCGUGUCGCCGCCGGAUCGUGUUCCAGACGAGCAACGAAAAAAGAAACGCGCGGUAGCACCACAAUCGAGGAGGUCCAAUUGAAUACACCUACGAACUUCGAAGAAAAGGGCCGUAGCCAGCAGCCCAAGCGCCAUGUCGAACUCGUACGCGACUACGGGCGCCAGGCCAACGCCACGAUGGAAGAGAUUCAUCAAAUCGAACCUGCUUACCUUCCUGACUGUGCUGGGCGUAUUCGGUGGUACAGCGCUCGGUUUGGUGCUUAAGAACUCCGAGGUUCCAUGGACAGAGCGUGAGGUGAUGUACAUCCAGUAUCCGGGCGAUUUGUUCCUACGGAUGCUCAAAUGUUUGAUCGUGCCCCUGCUUGUCUCAUCGAUCACCAGUGCGAUCGGUUCGCUGGACUUAAGUAUGUCGAAAAAGAUCGCAUUCCGAGCGAUCGUGUACUACUUUACGACGACGAUCUGUGCCGUCGUGCUGGGCAUCAUUCUCGUCAGUACCAUUCGACCGGGUACGGGACGCUCUGUGGAUACGAUCGCUGGAAAGGCCACCACAAGGCAGGUGCUUACCGCGGACACUUUGUUGGAUCUUGUGAGAAAUCUUUUCCCACCGAAUAUCAUCCAAGCCACCAUGUUCCAGUUCCGCACCAUUCUGACCCCGCCAGCUAACGCUACCGGUGUUCCACUAACUGCGUACAAAAUUAACUCCGAGUUUACCCAGGGCACCAACGUGCUGGGUCUGGUCAUGUUCAGCGUGGUACUCGGCACGUGCAUAGGCAAGAUGCGUGAGAAGGGCAAACCGUUGCUCGGUAUGUUCGAAUCGCUAAGCGAGGCCAUGAUGAUCAUCACAUCCUGGGUGAUCUGGAUUUCUCCGAUCGGUGUGCUUUUCCUUGUCGCUGCCAAACUGCUCGAGAUGGCGUCGUUCAUGGAAGUAUUGGGUCAGCUCGGCUGGUACUUUAUGACUGUGAUGCUGGGUCUGUUCGUGCAUGGUUUCGGAACUAUUGCGGUGAUUUUCUUCCUUACCACACGGAAAAUGGCCUAUCCGUACAUUGGCAAAAUGAGUCAGGUCCUGGCGACGGCGUUCGGCACAGGCUCCAGCUCGGCGACGAUGCCUAUCACGAUCCGCUGCCUCGACAAUAUGGGCAUCGAUCCGCGUGUGACGCGUUUUGUCAUUCCCGUCGGUGCUACGAUAAACAUGGACGGUACGGCGCUGUACGAAGCCGUGGCGGCUCUCUUCAUUGCUCAACUACGUAACAUUCAUCUUACCUUUGGUCACAUCGUUGCUGUGAGUGUGACGGCAACGGCAGCUUCCAUCGGAGCGGCUGGAAUACCGCAAGCUGGACUUAUUACGAUGGUUAUGGUGCUGGACACUGUGGGACUUCCUGCCGAAGAUGUUACCAUUAUUAUUGCCGUCGAUUGGCUCCUUGAUCGAUUCCGCACAACGAUCAACGUAAUGUGUGAUGCCCUCGGAACGAUUCUCGUGAAUUCCCUGUCGAAGAAGGAUCUGGCUGGCGAAGAGACUGGCAGACUCGAACUGGCGGAGCCACAUGAACUAGUUGAGUUAAGGCCAGACCAGAAGGAAUAGAAAGAACUAGAGCCACCGGUGGACCAAACGCUUCAUCACCUUCCCCCUUUUGACCAUCCAUUUUAACACACCCAAUUGUCGUUUCCAUCAAAAGGCAUACGUACAGUGGAUACGUAUGGUGGUCGGAACAUGGUCGGAAAAGAAUGCCACAUGACCGUAGGGAAACUGGAUGAAUCCUCGGCACCAAGCAACACCACGGGGACGAAUUCAUUCGAAACGAGUUGAUUCGAGUGCGGCACUGCCUUCCCAUCUGCAUAUUAUAACACGACGCCAUAUAAGAGACAAGACAAUAGGCACAUUUGCUAGGCACUCUCGGACAAUCGACUUCGGGGGAAUAUAAUCUCGCUCGCUCGAUCGUUCAACGUUAUUAGGAUAAGCUACACAAUACCAGUAUCUAUUUAGGAUGUAGCAAGUAGGCCACGGAAAAGCAUCUCAAUACAACAUGUCAUACCGAAUCAUUUAAAAAUACACAGUAUGUGAAAACUCUAAUAACUGGCCCCGUUGCCCUGCGAUCGACGAUAAUCAUACGAAGCAUUCUGAGCCACGAUAGCGUUUAGUGGAGCACUCUUGCCACACGGGUCACGAGUCUACACAGCCCUAUAUCGAUGUAACACCGACUAGUAGGCGGUUAGAUGUUAGAAAUAUGGCGAUUGAUGUGUUUAGUGUGCAAUAUUCUACACACUUGAGUGUAACCAAAAUCGAACGGAAUCCGUAACAGCCAACUCUACUCUAGAAAACGAUACCAUAGGAACUGUACGAUUAUGUCGUAGUGUCGAUAUUUCUUGUAUCAAAAUUAAAUGCAUUUCACACCAACUUAGUGAACGAUUCGAUUUUAAGCGAAACCAUAUUUGUUUGGGUUAAGUUUGUAAGGCGCCCCCAUAGUAGAUCACGACAAUAGUUCAAACAAGCGAAUUUACCAUUAUUGCAAAGUGCUAGAUUUAAUCCCUUUGGAGUGUUUCAGCGAGAUCGAGAACGAGAGUUUGUAUAUUUAAAAAUACUUACAAAUAUAUUUUAAUGAUCCACUUCUUGUGCUCGCACGAUUUAUUUUCCAGCUUGUACAGAUGCAAGAUGUUAUAUUUCAUUAGUAUUCC
Anopheles coustani is the source of this 2934-nucleotide messenger RNA. It is a transcript of the gene Eaat1, whose product is annotated as excitatory amino acid transporter 3. The transcript has 10 exons. Gene Ontology annotation, cellular component: plasma membrane. The record is from RefSeq and is a predicted model, not a curated record. Gene Ontology annotation, biological process: L-glutamate transmembrane transport. NCBI's taxonomy places the organism in Eukaryota, Metazoa, Arthropoda, Insecta, Diptera, Culicidae. The coding region runs from base 398 to 1843 and encodes 481 amino acids. Gene Ontology annotation, molecular function: glutamate:sodium symporter activity; neutral L-amino acid transmembrane transporter activity; L-glutamate transmembrane transporter activity.